Messenger RNA from Arabidopsis thaliana (thale cress), 3699 nucleotides. RefSeq names its product Disease resistance protein (TIR-NBS-LRR class) family (gene RPP4). Gene Ontology annotation, molecular function: NAD+ nucleosidase activity, cyclic ADP-ribose generating; ADP binding. The transcript is spliced from 6 exons. The coding region runs from base 138 to 3581 and encodes 1147 amino acids. Lineage: Eukaryota; Viridiplantae; Streptophyta; Magnoliopsida; Brassicales; Brassicaceae. Gene Ontology annotation, biological process: defense response; signal transduction. The record is from RefSeq and is marked reviewed.
CUUGUACAGUAAGUCUUCUAUGCAAGUCUUGGAGGGAAGGAAGACGAAGUUUCUCCUCUCUUUCUCACACUAUGUCUUGCUGAUUUACUUCUCUUAAAAAUCUUCGUCUCUUCUCUGAGUUCCCUCUAUCGUCUCCCAUGGCUUCUUCUUCUUCUUCUCCUAGUAGCCGGAGAUACGACGUUUUCCCAAGCUUCAGUGGGGUAGAUGUUCGCAAAACGUUCCUCAGCCAUCUAAUCGAGGCGCUCGACCGCAGAUCAAUCAAUACAUUCAUGGAUCACGGCAUCGUGAGAAGCUGCAUAAUCGCCGAUGCGCUUAUAACGGCCAUUAGAGAAGCGAGGAUCUCAAUAGUCAUCUUCUCUGAGAACUAUGCUUCUUCAACGUGGUGCUUGAAUGAAUUGGUGGAGAUCCACAAGUGUUACAAGAAAGGGGAACAAAUGGUGAUUCCGGUUUUCUACGGCGUUGAUCCUUCUCAUGUUAGAAAACAGAUCGGUGGCUUUGGCGAUGUCUUUAAAAAGACAUGCGAGGACAAACCAGAGGAUCAGAAACAAAGAUGGGUUAAAGCUCUCACAGAUAUAUCAAAUUUAGCCGGGGAGGAUCUUCGGAACGGGCCUACUGAAGCGUUUAUGGUUAAAAAGAUAGCCAAUGAUGUUUCGAAUAAACUUUUUCCUCUGCCAAAGGGUUUUGGUGACUUCGUCGGAAUUGAAGAUCAUAUAAAGGCAAUAAAAUCAAUACUUUGCUUGGAAUCCAAGGAAGCUAGAAUAAUGGUCGGGAUUUGGGGACAGUCAGGGAUUGGUAAGAGUACCAUAGGAAGAGCUCUUUUCAGUCAACUCUCUAGCCAGUUCCACCAUCGCGCUUUCAUAACUUAUAAAAGCACCAGUGGUAGUGACGUCUCUGGCAUGAAGUUGAGUUGGGAAAAAGAACUUCUCUCGGAAAUCUUAGGUCAAAAGGACAUAAAGAUAGAUCAUUUUGGUGUGGUGGAGCAAAGGUUAAAGCACAAGAAAGUUCUUAUCCUUCUUGAUGAUGUGGAUAAUCUAGAGUUUCUUAAGACCUUGGUGGGAAAAGCUGAAUGGUUUGGUUCUGGAAGCAGAAUAAUUGUGAUCACUCAAGAUAAGCAACUUCUCAAGGCUCAUGAGAUUGACCUUGUAUAUGAGGUGGAGCUGCCAUCUCAAGGUCUUGCUCUUAAGAUGAUAUCCCAAUAUGCUUUUGGGAAAGACUCUCCACCUGAUGAUUUUAAGGAACUAGCAUUUGAAGUUGCCGAGCUUGUCGGUAGUCUUCCUUUGGGUCUCAGUGUCUUGGGUUCAUCUUUAAAAGGAAGGGACAAAGAUGAGUGGGUGAAGAUGAUGCCUAGGCUUCGAAAUGAUUCAGAUGAUAAAAUUGAGGAAACACUAAGAGUCGGCUACGAUAGGUUAAAUAAAAAAAAUAGAGAGUUAUUUAAGUGCAUUGCAUGUUUUUUCAAUGGUUUUAAAGUCAGUAACGUCAAAGAAUUACUUGAAGAUGAUGUUGGGCUUACAAUGUUGGCUGAUAAGUCCCUCAUACGUAUUACACCGGAUGGAGAUAUAGAGAUGCACAAUUUGCUAGAGAAAUUGGGUAGAGAAAUUGAUCGUGCAAAGUCCAAGGGUAAUCCUGCAAAACGUCAAUUUCUGACGAAUUUUGAGGAUAUUCAAGAAGUAGUGACCGAGAAAACUGGGACAGAAACUGUUCUUGGAAUACGUGUGCCACCCACGGUAUUAUUUUCGACAAGGCCGUUAUUAGUAAUAAACGAAGAAUCGUUCAAAGGCAUGCGUAAUCUCCAAUAUCUAGAAAUUGGUCAUUGGUCAGAAAUUGGUCUUUGGUCAGAAAUUGGUCUUUGGUCAAAAAUAGAUCUACCUCAGGGCCUCGUUUAUUUGCCCCUUAAACUCAAAUUGCUAAAAUGGAAUUAUUGUCCAUUGAAGUCUUUGCCAUCUACUUUUAAGGCGGAAUAUCUAGUUAACCUCAUAAUGAAGUAUAGUAAGCUUGAGAAACUGUGGGAAGGAACUCUGCCCCUUGGAAGUCUCAAGAAGAUGGAUUUGGGGUGUUCCAACAAUUUGAAAGAAAUUCCAGAUCUUUCUUUAGCCAUAAACCUCGAGGAAUUAAAUCUUUCUAAAUGCGAAUCUUUGGUGACACUUCCUUCCUCGAUUCAGAAUGCCAUUAAACUGAGGACGUUAUAUUGUUCGGGGGUGCUAUUAAUAGAUUUAAAAUCAUUAGAAGGCAUGUGUAAUCUCGAAUAUCUAUCAGUUGAUUGGUCAAGUAUGGAAGGCACUCAAGGCCUCAUUUACUUGCCACGUAAACUCAAAAGGCUAUGGUGGGAUUAUUGUCCAGUGAAGCGUUUGCCUUCUAAUUUUAAGGCUGAGUAUCUAGUUGAACUCAGAAUGGAGAAUAGUGACCUUGAGAAGCUGUGGGAUGGAACUCAGCCACUUGGAAGCCUCAAGGAGAUGUAUCUGCAUGGUUCCAAAUAUUUGAAAGAAAUUCCAGAUCUUUCUUUAGCCAUAAACCUGGAGAGACUAUAUCUUUUUGGAUGCGAAUCUUUGGUGACACUUCCUUCCUCGAUUCAGAAUGCCACUAAAUUGAUCAAUUUAGAUAUGAGAGAUUGCAAAAAGCUAGAGAGUUUUCCAACCGAUCUCAACUUGGAAUCUCUCGAGUACCUCAAUCUCACUGGAUGCCCGAAUUUGAGAAAUUUCCCAGCAAUCAAAAUGGGAUGUUCAUACUUUGAAAUUCUGCAAGAUAGAAAUGAGAUCGAGGUAGAAGAUUGUUUCUGGAACAAGAAUCUCCCUGCUGGACUAGAUUAUCUCGACUGCCUUAUGAGGUGUAUGCCUUGUGAAUUUCGCCCAGAAUAUCUCACUUUUCUCGAUGUGAGCGGCUGCAAGCAUGAGAAGCUAUGGGAAGGCAUCCAGUCGCUUGGAAGUCUCAAGAGGAUGGAUCUGUCAGAAUCUGAAAACCUGACAGAAAUUCCAGAUCUUUCGAAGGCCACCAAUCUGAAGCGUUUAUAUCUCAACGGGUGCAAAAGUUUGGUGACACUUCCUUCUACAAUUGGGAAUCUUCAUAGAUUGGUGAGGUUGGAAAUGAAAGAAUGCACAGGGCUGGAGCUUCUUCCAACCGAUGUCAACUUGUCAUCUCUUAUCAUCCUCGAUCUCAGUGGUUGCUCAAGUCUGAGAACUUUUCCUCUGAUUUCAACUAGAAUCGAAUGUCUCUAUCUAGAAAACACCGCCAUUGAAGAAGUUCCCUGCUGCAUUGAGGAUUUAACGAGGCUCAGUGUACUACUGAUGUAUUGUUGCCAGAGGUUGAAAAACAUCUCCCCAAACAUUUUCAGACUGACAAGUCUAAUGGUCGCCGACUUUACAGACUGUAGAGGUGUCAUCAAGGCGUUGAGUGAUGCAACUGUGGUAGCGACAAUGGAAGAUCAUGUUUCUUGUGUACCAUUAUCUGAAAACAUUGAAUAUACAUGUGAACGUUUCUGGGAUGAGUUGUAUGAAAGAAAUUCCAGAUCUAUCUUUAGCUAUAAAGAUGAGGAUGGCGACGUAUAUUGGGUAAAUUGGGACUUAAUGAUGAUGCUGAUGUUGAUAUAGAGAAUAUAUGUCAUAAUGUCUUAAAGGACAUGUUUGUAAUUAAUCAAUCCCUAAUCAUAUGUCUGUAUCUUAGUAUAAAUAUGUACAUUACAUUCUUAAUAAAGUCAAUACAUUCUCC